This is a messenger RNA of Penicillium bovifimosum, 228 nucleotides long. RefSeq lists its product as uncharacterized. Bases 1 to 228 code for a protein of 75 amino acids. The transcript has 2 exons. The record is from RefSeq and is a predicted model, not a curated record. Lineage: Eukaryota; Fungi; Ascomycota; Eurotiomycetes; Eurotiales; Aspergillaceae.
AUGCCUAUUCCCGCCAGCAACGCGCGUGUGAGAACAACUCGGGCCCGUAAUCAAGCUAUUCUGAGCAUCCUUGGUGUUAUCGGAGGAGGCUGGCUCCUCUUUCGCGCCCAGUCGCCAAACAAAACUGAUAUUGUGGUAUCCGCACGCGACGAGAAGACGAUGGCUGGCAAGACCGGGGAGGACAAAACCGCACGCAUGCCAUCGAGCGAGGAUCGCACAAAGCCUUGA